AUGAAGAAGGACCGUUCCGACCUUUGGAUCGGCCUUGUAGCAGGAUCUCUGAGCACUGUGAUAGCCACAUGGUGUCUCCAGCGAUAUCAAUCGACGAAAAAUCCGCAGACGUUGUACUCACCGACACUUAACCAGACGCCAACGGCAUCCACCCUCUUACCCGACGACAUUCGCGACGAGCAACUCUCCCGGCAUUUGCUUUACUUUGGCGAGGAUGGCAUGGACCGACUGAAACGUUGCAAGAUUUGUGUCGUUGGACUGGGUGGAGUGGGAAGUCACACUGCUCAUAUGUUGGCCCGCGCCGGGGUGGGGUACCUCCGUCUCAUUGAUUUUGACCAAGUCACCUUAUCCAGUCUCAAUCGACACGCCUGCGCCGUCCUCGCUGACGUUGGCACUCCCAAAGCAACCUGUCUAGCGAAGUUUUGUCGCCGCAUUUGUCCCGAUCCGACGAAACUGGUUCUCGACACACGUGUGGAAAUGUACACCGCCGACACCGGCGCCGCGUUGCUGUCUCUGCCAGACGGCGAGCACUGGGAUUUGGUCGUGGACGCCAUUGAUGACGUACCGACCAAGGCGGUGCUUCUGGCUCGUUGCUGCCAAACCCAAACACGCGUAGUCUCUUGUAUGGGGGCCGGAGGCAAAGCCGACGUUACGCGCUUGCACGUGUCCGAUUUGCGCACGGCAUCCCGCGAUCCUCUGGCCACCAAGCUACGGCAACAUCUCAAAAAAUACAUGGCGGACCACAGCGACGACCAAAAAAGUGACUACCUCGAUAAUAUGGACAAAAUAUCCAUCGUGUACAGUACCGAAAAGCCGGUGGUCAAGUUGGCGGAUUUUACCGCCGAACAAAAAGAAGCCGGCGUGCACCAAUUUGGAGCCGUCGACGGGAUGCGAAUCCGAGUGAUUCCCGUGCUCGGUACCAUGCCUGCCAUUAUGGGGCAGGCAUUGGCGGCCAUGGUCCUAACGCAAGUUGGUAACAAACCCUUUCAACCCGUGACGGGAGAACGAGUGGGAAAAAAUGUACGCAACAAAUUGUUUCAGCAUUUGCAAACACGGGAAGACCGCAUCCAAAAGCGAGUACUGCAAAAUACCACACGCGACGACGUAGCAACCAUCGCUACAACCGGUGGUACCGUUGUCGACAGUGUCUGGAUCGGCCCGUUGCAGAUCGACCGGGACGACGUGGAAUACUUGAACGAAAUAUGGCGGAAUCGGUGCGGCGUCACCAACGCUCGCUUGGGCACCACGCUGGAGCUCGUCCGCUGGAAUAAUGCAAAACCUUCACGAUGUGACAAUCUAGUGCUCAUGUGCACCGCCGCGAUCCAAGCUUUUGAUAAACCAGGGGGAAAGGAGAAAAUUCCCGCCUACGUCGUUCAACGCAUCGAAGAGCGGUUGGCAACCUGCCAAAAUGAUAGAUUAGCCUACUAA
This is a messenger RNA of Phaeodactylum tricornutum CCAP 1055/1, 1428 nucleotides long. RefSeq lists its product with no specific name. The record is from RefSeq and is a predicted model, not a curated record. Gene Ontology annotation, biological process: cyclic threonylcarbamoyladenosine biosynthetic process. Gene Ontology annotation, molecular function: ubiquitin-like modifier activating enzyme activity; tRNA threonylcarbamoyladenosine dehydratase activity. NCBI's taxonomy places the organism in Eukaryota, Bacillariophyta, Bacillariophyceae, Surirellales, Neidiaceae. Bases 1 to 1428 code for a protein of 475 amino acids. The transcript has a single exon.